AUGGCCGCGGCAGGCCGCCGCCGGCCAAACUUCGCCCGCCGAGGUCGCGCACCGCCGCCGCCCCCCGGCCCCGCCGCUCCGCCACCGCCGCCCCCGGGGAGGCGCGGGCCGAGGGGGGGCACCGCCGGCCGCCCUCCUCCGGCAACCGGCGCACCCGCAGCGCGCCCCGGCGAAACUUCGUCCCGGAGAAGAGGCGCGGAGCUCGGGCAGGAGCUGGGCCGAGGGCGGCUUUGCCUCUUCCUCUGGGCCGGGAGGCGCCGCCGCCGCGCUGCCCCUCAGGCAGAGAGGGGUCCAGCCGCCGCUGGGGCUGCUGCUCCUCUUCCUCCUCCAGCGGGCGGCCCUCUCGCUCCUUUCCGCCCCCCCGGGCGGCGAAACAACUUCUCCUCUUCCCUGCCCCCGGGAGCGACACAGCCGGGAGCAGGAGCCGUGAGAAGGGCCGCUGCCGCCUCCCGCGCACCCCCCACGCCCCCGCGGGGCACCCCGGACAACUUCUCUCUCCGCUCGCUACAGGACACACGGCCGCGGGGCGAGGAGGGGGUGGGGGGAGACGGCUUCAGCUCCAAGCGCCUCCUUUCAUUCCCGGGCGCACGCAGCCAUAUUGGUUGCACAAGGCUGCCGCCUGCGCCGAGACGGAGCUGCCGCAGCGCAUUGCCCGCCCGCCCGCUGCUCGCCUCCCGCCGACGCGCCGCGGCGACUGCCUCUGCCUCUUCCCCGGCCGCCGCCCGCCUCCCGGCCGUCAGUCAGGGGCUCCCCCGGCCCCCGUGCGGCGCGGAGGCGGGGCGCCGGCACCCGGGCGGAGCGGGCCGAGCCGGGGGGAGCGAGACCCGCUCUCCCCCGUCGUGUCGUUCCACGCCCCCCGCCCGGUGCGGAGCGGCCAGGGGGAGCUUCCCCCCGCUCCUCCCUCCGGGAAAGUGGGGCUUGGCCGGGGCGGGAGGGGGUGAUCGGCCCCGGCUGUCUGGGUGGUGAGACAAAGGCUCGCUGCGGCGGGCGGUGCUCUUCCCUGGCGGCGGGGGACGGGGCCGCCAGCCUCCCCCGCCCUGGCGGUCCGGACCCGGGCGGGCGGCCCGGACCGUGGCCCUGUCCGGGGGCGGGAGCGGCCGCCUGUUGAUGGUGCUGGCGGUGCAGCUGCGGGACCGCCGUCUGCAGCGGGGACACAGCUUCAAACGCCAAGAUCUACUUCAUCCUAAGCUGGAAAAAAGCAAAACGUCAAAAUAAUAACAGACCGUUUGGGGCUUUGUCCGUUAGAAUUUACAAAAUAUCAGAGAACUUCAGGAUGAAACUGAGAAGACUGUGAACAUCAUGACAAUCAAGCAGGAAAGGGGAAGAGGAGAAAAAGGAAAGGAAAGAAGGAAGGGAAGGGAAGGGAA
This is a messenger RNA of Columba livia (rock pigeon), 1367 nucleotides long. RefSeq lists its product as uncharacterized. The record is from RefSeq and is a predicted model, not a curated record. The coding region runs from base 1 to 966 and encodes 321 amino acids. The transcript is spliced from 2 exons. Lineage: Eukaryota; Metazoa; Chordata; Aves; Columbiformes; Columbidae.